UUACAUUUUAAAAUGGUUUAGUGUGUCGGAGUACAAAGAACAGCAUUUUAUUUGCCUUACUGCAAACAUGGCCGUAAUGUGGCCGAAAUGUUAGAAAAGAGUCAAAAUAUACUCCUAAGUCACGAACAGUCUGGACUCGGGCUAUAUUUUUAUAAGGUUUAACCCUAAAGUAUGUACAACUGGAUAGAUAACUACUUUUAAUUACAUCUCUAUACCUACGUAAAGUUCGUUUGACGUUUAUAUGACACCUUGACAACACGUCGAAAAUGGCUGACUCGGGGCCUACAAAGAGCGAUAUUGAAGCAAUUUUCCAGAGGUUGCGGUCAAUUCCAGCGAAUAAAGUAUGCUUCGACUGCAACGCGAAGAACCCUACGUGGUCGUCGGUGACGUACGGGGUGUUCAUCUGUCUGGACUGCUCGGCGGUGCACCGUGGGCUUGGCGUGCACAUUUCGUUCGUGCGGUCCACUCAGCUCGACACCAAUUGGACUUGGAAGCAGCUUCGCAACAUGCAGCUCGGCGGAAACUGCAACGCGACACAGUUCUUCCGAUCACACGGGCUGGCAACAGAGGAUGCACGACAGAAAUACAGUUCGCGUGUGGCACAAAUGUACCGCGACAAACUCAACGUGCUUGCUGAUCAAGCCAUGAAAACUUAUGGCACCAAGGUACUCACUAUGCAUGCUCUCAGGGAAAGGAAUAAAGUAGUCCUGUGCUGAGUUCCAGGUAGUCUGAUGUCACACAGGAUGGGCACAGAGAAAAGAGUGUAGAUUCUGCCAUGAGGCAGAUGAAACUCCUGUUGGUCUUCUCACAUAUGCUAACCCCCUAAGCGCCCAGUUACAUGAGGCAAAAGGUUGUCGCCCAAUUACCACCCCUUCAUGUACAUUAAUGGUGAAUCUGAAUUCUAUUUACUAGGCAACAAUAUUUAAAUUCCUCUGAAUAUUACAACAGCCACACGGGUCGCCGCUUAGACCAAAUUCAAGCCGGACUCGCCUGAGUGACCGUGAUGCUCAUUUAAGUUAAAAUGUAAAAGCUAAACAAAUAGAGCGUAUUUUACCAUGGCAGUGGCGACCGCACGGCCGCCAUGCGGGGUGAGCGUGAUGAAAUACGUGUCAAAUAAAUGCGCCCUAAUGUGUGUACAAAGCACCAUACUGGGAAGACACAUGCCACAAUCAGAGGACAUAAAUCUUUCAGAAUCAGGAAAGUCCUUCAGUUCUUCAAUGCUGUCAGCAUUGGCUCCGAACUGUAAUUAGUGGUGAUCACAAAAGAUCAGCUGUUGGUCGCAGUGGUCCUUAUCACACCAAGCAACCCUAAUAACAAUAAU
Molecule: messenger RNA, 1321 nt
Organism: Hyposmocoma kahamanoa
Lineage: Eukaryota; Metazoa; Arthropoda; Insecta; Lepidoptera; Cosmopterigidae
Gene: ArfGAP3
Exons: 4
Coding region: 267-716 (149 amino acids)
Biological process (GO): COPI coating of Golgi vesicle
Molecular function (GO): GTPase activator activity
Source: RefSeq, a predicted model, not a curated record